CGGCUAUCCCCCUUUCAAAGGCCGUUGCCGACAGCGGGAACAGUUACGAGCUCGAGAGGCAAAAACUACACACUGUAAUGUGUAACUGAUACGCUUACUGACGAUGUGCCUGCAAACAAAGCAAUAGUAUUGGUGGCAAUCUGUCACCACCUAGAUGGCCACUACGACCUGCUCAUGCUCCCAGGCUUCCGUCAAGCGCCAUGACACUAUGUCAAGUAUUUGGCUGGAUGGGUGAGGCUGUUGUUAACUACGCCGAAGCGUCUGUCUUUUUAAUGCCCGCGAAGCUACAAACGGUAGGUCAAUCCCUUGUGAGGGACUCACUUCUGAACCGACCAUCUUCGUACGUGGUCGAAAUGUGAAGCAACUCAUGCCUCGACAGCCUUAGCUUUGCUUUGGCAACUGAGGGACAGUCCAUGUCUCUUUCGGUAUCCGUCGAAUCUUUUUUGGCAAAGAACAGACUUAUUACAUGAUCACGAUUAAGCCGGAGCGUCAACUGCCAUCCCUCCGUCGAAAGGUGGAGGGUGCAUAGUCGAAGCUUGACUUUGUUGGUCGGACAGUUUUGUAAACCAGUAGUUUGUUAACAAAGAUAAAAUUCAUAAUGCUCUAUGGAAUAACCAACGCCCGCAAUGUAAAGAACCAAAAAAAAACGUAUCCCAAACGCCAGCGGCGUGUCCCGUUACACAACAAGACACGGCAUACUUUUUGUCUUGUGCCCCUUCGUCUAUUUGAGAAUUGUGUGAGCUCCGCGAGCCUCGAGGUACAACUCCGCUGUUGAUUGCGGUACAGAUCGGAUAAAUCCAAAGAUCUCCUUGUUAUGAUAUCGCAAUCGGCUCUUUGGAUCCAUGUAAGGACCUGGCAAACCGGUGACGUCGCAGUAGUGCUUGGGAUGCGCAAGCGACGGCGCAGAUUCGAUGUUUGUGUAUGUAGCAGACGGCGCGCUGCCAGCAAUACCUGGAGGCUUAAGAGACUUUUCCAAAACCAGCUUCGAUAGGCUCUGUGAUGCUUGUGCUAAGUUAGGUUGAUCUCUGCCGUUGCUGCUCAUUGCUGGUGUCGUAGUACCGCUCGUGGAUAGGCCGCCAUCAGCUCCUGGAGUAACAUUGCCGCUGCCAUCUUGGGGAGUAGCCAUAGCAGAGGCUUCUCGUUUUGUCGCAUCGCCAACAAUGGCUUUGAGGUUCUUGUUUCGGCGCUGGUUUGGUUUCCAGUUGGCGCUUCGGAACGACUUGUGGAUGGCGUGAGUGUCGAGCUUCUCCAGCAGCUCGAUGUGCUCGAUCUGGGCUUCGGUAAGAGCAGCCAUGUCGUCCGCUUGCGAUUAUUUGAUCGAUUGUCUUUGAUAGUUUUGCUACACAAGGUGGUAGAGAUGGGAUCAACGUCGAUGCGACAACAUGUCGUUGGAGCGGGCGACUGACUGCCGGCUGGGUCUGGGUUCUGCCGGAGCUCACCGCGCCGCGUUUCCAACUACUGGGCGUGGAGCACGCGCUUGAUGACAGCCGCCCUUUCCAGUGCGCACUUACAUUACGACUCUUGUACCGCACUUGCACAACUCAAAUUUAAAUCAAGACAAAAAUGGAAAGCCCCCACGCACAUCAGCAGAACCUGUUGCUGUCGCGUAUCAUCACAAACGUCGAGAAGCUAAAUGAGGCUGUUGUUGUCAUGAACAAAAGUUUGCAGGACAUCAACAUCCAGAACAUGAACGUCGAACUGGUUGCACAAAUGUUCAAAAACUACCAGUCCAAUGUUCUAUUCCACUUGGAAGCUACGGAUAGCCUCAAGCCGCCGGCAUAAUGGUCUGGCACCAGCCCAGCAUGACGCACGUUCACGACCCUAAGUCCUUACCGAUGAUAUGAAUUUUAUGACUUGUAAUUUUUUAUAUAAAUUAAUGAAGUUAUUUGAAACAAGAUAUAAUUUUACAAUAAUUUCUUUGAUACUUACUACCCG
This is a messenger RNA of [Torrubiella] hemipterigena, 1935 nucleotides long. NCBI's taxonomy places the organism in Eukaryota, Fungi, Ascomycota, Sordariomycetes, Hypocreales, Clavicipitaceae. The record is from the annotation of a GenBank genome assembly.